AUGGGCGUUGCUGUCAAGGACGGAACCGCAACCCAAGCCCAGCCACAGUUGACGACGGGUGAGCAGCAGGUCUUUUCCUAUUUCCGACCUGCGCUCGAAGGCGGCGACUACAUUGUGGCGACUACGCAGACCAUCAGUGCCAGAGACAGCCCGAGCAUUGUGACCAAGGAGGAGCAAGAAUUCACCGUCGCCACGCCGCGCUUCAGCAUCGCCCCGAACACCAUCAAAUCCGUCUACCCGCCAGCGGGAUACCCCGUCGCCGUCGAAACGCUGCCGCAUAUUGUUUUCAGCGACCCGUAUCUGCCCUGGGAGCGACUGGCAACCUCAGCCAGGCAGACGGCCACUCGCAGGGUUCCUUGGUUGGCCUUGCUGGCCUUCUCAGAGGACGAGCUCACCUUGGCGCCGGGGGAUCUAACGGGAGACACCAGCCUCUUCAAGGAUAUUCCCUCGGACAAGCCAUGGGAACAGAAUGCGGACCUUUCCGUAGCGGUGCCGCACGCGAGCGCUUCCAAGCUAGCCGGCUGCUUGACGCCCAUCUCCAGUGCAGACGCCGCUGAGGUGGAUGGCGACAAGGUCAAUGCCAUCUUCGUCCGACCCAGUCUCUUCAACGAACUCUUCCGCGAUACAUCGGCGUCGUCGGCUGGCGGCAGCCAGAAGCGGCCGGACGUGUCCAGAUACGGCUACCUUGCGCACGUUCGCCGCAUCGACACCACGGGCAUGGCGGAGUCUGGCGGCACCGAGGACGCUCAUUUCAGCCUGGUCCUCUCUCACCGUGUCGGGCCCAUGGCCAGCGACGGACAGGCGGCCACAGUGCACGUGCACCUCGUCUCAAUCGAGGGCAUCGAGGCCAUGGCCUGGCCUGUCUCGUCUUCGACUCGCUUCGUGGCACUUGCAUCCCUCCACAGCUGGUCUUACAUGAGCGCCCGCCAUGGCGUAUUUGACGCCAAGAAAACCAUGCGCAAGCUUGCAGAGACUCUGGGACCUCUUAGGCCACCACUGCCCGCACAAGAGACGCUCAAGGUGGACCCCGCGCGGCAGGUCAUCAUCGACAGGCUUCGGGACGGCUACACACCAGUCGCAUACCGAAUGCAGACCGGAGAGAAAACUGCAGCACUGUACCGAGGCGUUCUGACACCGACUCUGGUGCCGCACCCCAUCUCGCCGGGAUGGAGCCUGAUGUCGGAGAGCGGCAUGGACCUGCAGAUCCUGGACAACAAGCUUGGCAUCCUCGACAUCACGUACUCGACAGCGUGGCAACUGGGCAAGAGCACCGCCAUGGCCGACCUCGCCUUCUGUCGCUCCCUGACCAAGCUGCGGACAAAGAUCCACGUCAUGGCCAUGAACAGGGCCAAGGCCAAGAUGAUGCGUGCCUUGGGCGCGUAUCAGAACCGCGCCGAUGCCGUCAAGGCGGCGCCGGUCAUUCUCCAGGAGCUCGGCAAGCUCCAAGAAAUCGAGACAGACGGCCUCGUGCCAUCGCAGAGUCCAGAUAUGCUUGAUCGAUGGAAGGCCGAUGCGAAGAAGACGGUCGAUCUGUCCCUCGACAACCGCGCUCUGGCCGCGCAGUACGACGAGCAGGCCAAGCUUGCGGCCGAAGAACUUGGUAGUGGCUUCGACGCAGGCGAGGUCGCGGGCGAAGGCCAGGCCAUCUACAACGAGCUGAACGAGGCGUCCAGCCCCGAGUGGGCCGUUGUGCUUGGCUGGAUCCUAGACAAGAUGUACCUCUCUACGAUUCCGACCCAGUACCUGGUAACGGACCCGUCGCAUCUGCCUGCAGAGAGCUUGCGCUUCUUCCACCUCGAUCCCAACUGGCUCGAUGCGUUUCUAGACGGCGCCCUCAGCGUGGGAAACCACCUCGAGAACCGCUUCGACAGCGCGCGCACCGCCAUCAAGCAUCUCAUCAACAGGUACCUGCGCAGUCCACUGCCCGCCACCGGCCAGCCACCUCCCGUACCAACGUAUGGGUUCAUACUGCGCUCCGACCUCAUCAGCCACUACCCAGAUUUGCGCGUCGAGGUGGAGUACGAUCCGCCCAGGGCUAACUCGGCAAUGCCCUCCAUCCUGCGACAGGCUAACGUUGCCGACGGAGUUCUCAUGUGCCUACUGGAUGCUUCCCCACACGGAACUCAGCCGAAUUCACGCCUCAAGAGCCUCAAGUUUACGCAGCCGCCUCACCAGCAGUCGUUUGCGGUGGGUGCUCAGCUGGACGACGAGGAGCUGCACACCUCGUACCGGAGAAUCUACACUACGUACGACGGGCACUCUGACAAGUCGGAUCCCCUGUGCAACGACGAGGUUCUCAAGAAAGAUUCGGUGGCGACGGACGUGCAGCCCAUCUUCUGCUGGGGAAAAGACAACUCUGUGCGAUGCCUGCAGUUUCCGGCCUUCUCCGACAGGCUUCUCCGCAAUCUACAGCAGCACAUGCCCAGGGACAGCAUCGUCACGUUCAGCGCUGACGCCGCGACUUCGGCCAUGGUGGGGUUGCAGCUGACAAAACGCAUCUGCGAGCUCGAAAUCACCGCCGGGCCCGCCACUGACCCUCAGACGCUGCCAAUGCUCCUGGCCAGAGCUUCAGAGCCGGGCGCAAGAGCCCUCUGGAUACGGCCGGAACGCGAAAGCGGCGCCAUGUCCAAGUCCAUGGUGGCAAAUUCCUGGUCUCUUCCGAUUCCCAAUCCACCCGUGGCACCCCUGCCGUCUCUGGAAGAGAGACGUCGCAUACGGCGAGAAGCCGAUGCCGUCUGGUCUGGCGUCGCACCGCACGCGUCGGGUACACAGGUGCUUUCGCCGGAGCUCGAGGACAUCAUCACCACCGCCUUUCAGGUCGUCUUCAACCCGGGCGGUUUUCUACUGGACAGGGUGCUGGAUUUUUUCACACCCACCAUCGAGCGCCCUCGCUACGAUUUGCAGGUCUUCCCGGUCGGCAAGCGAUUCGACCCGGAGAAGGACGCCCGCUCCAUUCCCACCGGCCGACGUCAAGAUCUCGUAUUCUCCGUUUCUCUGGCCAACCCCGACACCGCCACGCCCGGCGACACGCUCCUCGACGAGAUCCGCAUCAUGAUUCCCAUGGGCGACCCCACUGCCGACAGCGACAAGACGUGUCUGAUGAGCAACUACCGCGGGCCCGGGGCUACAAUGGUGAGCAACCUGCGCUUCAACGUCAUCACGGCUGUUGCCCACGACUACAGCUACAUGCUCCUGCGGCUGAUUCCGCGGACGGCCCGGAACGAUGGCUGUAUUGGAUUCGAGCACGCGCUCGAGGCAAGCUUCGUGUUGAACCUGGUGGAUGUGAACGAGUACCCGGGAGGCCAAGAGAGGACGGUGGAAAUUUCCUUGGUGGAACAUCUUAAGGAUGUCAUGCGCGAGCAUAUACCACUGGUGCCGCGAACGUACCAAGCGACGCUCAAAACGCCGCCCCUAGAUCAGGGCAUUGUGCCAAGAUAGAGCCUUUAGUUUUCUUAUACGUAAAUCCACACCUUAUAAU
This is a messenger RNA of Trichoderma virens Gv29-8, 3478 nucleotides long. RefSeq lists its product as uncharacterized. The coding region runs from base 1 to 3438 and encodes 1145 amino acids. The transcript has a single exon. The record is from RefSeq and is a predicted model, not a curated record. NCBI's taxonomy places the organism in Eukaryota, Fungi, Ascomycota, Sordariomycetes, Hypocreales, Hypocreaceae.